Messenger RNA from Alternaria incomplexa, 885 nucleotides. RefSeq lists its product as uncharacterized. Lineage: Eukaryota; Fungi; Ascomycota; Dothideomycetes; Pleosporales; Pleosporaceae. The record is from RefSeq and is a predicted model, not a curated record. The transcript is spliced from 2 exons. The coding region runs from base 1 to 885 and encodes 294 amino acids. Gene Ontology annotation, molecular function: oxidoreductase activity.
AUGUCUACAAACCUCUCAGCCAACGAGCUCUUCAACGUCAACGGCAUAGUAGCCGUCAUCACAGGAGGCGGAACUGGCAUUGGAUUGAUGAUGGCCAAAGCCCUAGCAGCCAACGGCGCCCACCGCAUCUACAUCGUAGGCCGCCGUCCAGACGUCCUCCACUCCGCCGCCAAGUGCAUCAACCCAGAAACCGUCAUCCCGCUACCCGGCGACGUCACGUCACGCGAAUCUCUUCUCUCAAUCGCAAAGCACGUCGAGACCGAAACAGGCUACAUCAACCUCCUCAUCUGCAACGCAGGCAUCAUGGGCCCUAAGCCGCUCAAAGCAGCACCAGGAUGCGCCGCGCCGUCAGUCGCAGAGUACGCAGCACACGCGCUCGAGACGCCCAUGGCCGACUUUACCAACACGUAUGCGGUGAACAACACGGCGGUAUAUUAUACGGCGCUGUCCUUCCUCACGCUCCUCGACGCGGGAAACAGCAGGAAAACCGCGCACGCUGAUGUCCGUUCUCAAAUUAUAACGACAUCGAGUAUUGGCGGUUUCUCGCGUUUACCGGGCGCAUCGUUCGCUUACAAUAGCAGUAAAGCGGCUGUUACACAUAUGACUAAGAUGCUGGCCACGGCGUUUGUGCCUUACGGUAUCCGUUGUAAUGUACUUGCACCGGGCAUUUUCCCGUCAGAGCUCGCGAUGGGUAUUAUAGGGUCGUUGGAGAAGGGACCUAAUGGGGAGGUGGAUAGGGGCGUUGUACCGGAGGGGAGGACGGGCAAGGAGGAGGAUAUUGCGGGCGCGGUGUUGUGGAUGGCGGGAAGGGCUGGGGGGUAUUUGAAUGGGAGUGUGGUUGUGGUUGAUGGGGGGAGGUUGGGUAUGUUGGCUUCUACGUAUUGA